UUAUGUGCCUGUGCACGCUUUUAGAGACCAACCAACCAACACUCGCGACCAACGCGUGCGGUGUCUCACAUUGCGCGCGUGGCGGGGCGGGAACCGAGAGAGCGCGAGAGAAGAGACAGGGACAAGCCGACAGUAAAUAUAUUUAUAUCAGAAAAGAGGAGGUGAAUCGCGUUGGCAGAUCGCUCGUUUACGCAGACUUUUAUCCAUUCACAACUUUUCGCUCCAUUUCAAAAAGCCCCAAAAUCCACUUAUUAGACAACGACUUGAGGAGCCUACAGUCGUGCGGAUCGUGUCAGCGUUUGACCCACUGUUGCUCAUCCACUUAGAAGUACCCCUAAGGAGACUAGACGAGUUGCCAUGGAAACUGUUCUGGUCUUCCUUUUUUCCCUCCUAGUCUAUGAGACGGCUUUGUCUGACUCUGCUGCCCAAGAUGGAAAAGAGAAGGGAUUGGAUCCAUUUGUAUAUGACUAUGAGAGUUUGAGGAUCGGGGGUUUGGCGUUUGCUGUGGUGCUGUUUGCUCUGGGAGUGCUCCUUAUUCUCAGCCGUAGAUGCCGCUGCAGUAUCAACCAGAAGCCCAGGGCUCCAGGAGAUGAAGAAGCUCAAGCAGAGAACCUUGUGGUCUCCCAGGCCAAGGAGACUCCUAAAGCAGAGAACUGAAGCAGUCCAGUGUUGUUAAAUGCAUAGCCAUGGCUGAAUGACUUCACUGAUCCUGCGGAUGCUGAUGAUGAUGAAGCUGAUUCCAGACCAUGGCUAUGAGAGGAAAGAGAGGAGACAAGAGAUUUGUGGGAGGAGGCGAUGGGCCAGUGUCUUGUACGUAGACCUCUUGUCCUGUCACGUGAACAGUAACCGUAUCCGUCUUUCCAUGCGUGCCCUUUUGCAAUAGUCUGUCUUGAGUGAGUUGUUAAAGCAAAACUAGCCACUUUCUGCAGAUCAUUCUUAAUGUUUUUGGCUCCUCCCCAACUGAACUUGUGCAUGUGGUUAUAAGGAACAGUUCACCCAAAAAUGAAUAUUCUUAUUUCGUUCCAAAUAUGUAUGCAGUUAUUAUUUAUUUAUUUAUUUAUUUAUUUUUUAUUUUUUUUAUGUUGAACACAAAACGACACAUUAUUAAAUAAUCUUUAUGUAGCCCUUAUCAUAUAAUGACAAAACCUAAAAAAUAAAAAUAAAAAAAAACACCAUAGUUUUAAUUUUUGGAUGAACUGUCCCUUUAAUAAUAAAAAUAAACUGUUUUAACAUCCAACAGUGAAUAACUGUUGCUGUUAUUGUUGGUGGGACCAUUUGUUAUUGUCAUUUGUGUGACACCUGCUGUUUUUUCUCUUGUAUAUUGUAUAGAUUAUAUGCACACAUGUUUAAAGUAUUUAAUAUAAGUAUUGAUUCAUAUGUGAUGAAGAAUAUAUAUUUGAAUAUACAAUGUACACGUGUGCGUGCGUAUGGAUAGAUCCUGUAGAGCUGGUACGGAUGUGUGUGUGCAUGUAUGCCCACAUUCAGGGCACCUCCUCCAGACAAUCUUUCGAUCAUUGUACCCAGACCAAGCACAAAAACAAAACACAGUACCACCACUGUACCAGAGGGGGCACUAUACCACUGUCCUCUGAUCAGCUGCAACACUGCCGGGCUCAAAGCCCCUAUUCGGACCCACAGUCUAAACAUCUGCGGCCUGAGAACGAGACCGCAGGAGCAGUUCACUUCACCAUAGUGCCGCAAACCUGUGUCCUUUACCUUUACUAUCAUGUCUUCUGUAGCCUACGUAUUCACUUUCUUAAAUUAAUGAUUCACCCAGAAAUGUAAAUAUUUUAUCAUUGUCUACUCACCCUCAUGUCGUUAAAACUAAACAAACAAGAUGGUUGUCUUUGUUAUGUGGAGCACAAAAUGAGGUAUUUUGCUGAAUGUCCAAGCAGCUGUUUUUCAUAUAGUAAUGUAAAGCUAGCACAUGUGCAGGCAACCUCCGUUUGCUAGUGUGUCACACAGAUGGUCAACAUAUGCGCACAAGGAAGUUUCAUCCUUUUCCAGUGUCUUUGCUAUUUCUAUCUAGAAGUUAUGAGCAACAAAAAUGUCAAUUGUUGUCUUCGAAAGUAGUUGUUUGUUGUUGUUGACUGUGAAACAACGGGGAAGGGCAGUGUUGCCACCUUGUGGACAAACUCAAUAGUGCAAAAUAUGCAGCUAGAAAAAUGUGUAAAAAUGAAGUUUACUUUGGCCUGCUUAGGAACUUAGACUUUGGUACACACGAAAAGCACCAUAAAACUAUCAUAAUGUAUUUCAUAUGACUUAUAUUCCUUCUGAUGACAUAAGUAAGGGACAGACUGAAAUUUAAACCAUUAUUUGCUGAAAAUCUCCAAUGUAGCUCUCAAAUCUCAUUCAGCUCUCUUCUAUGUUAGUGUGCACAUUUUGCGUUUUCUGCAAAUGACUUAAAUUUCAAUCUGACACUCCACAGUUAUGGUGAACGUGAGAUUAUAUGACUUUCAAAUCACAUUAAGUUGAGUAAACAAUGACAGAAUAUUGAUUUUUGGGUGAACUAAGCUUUUAACAUCAGUCAUAUUUAUGAACUGUUCAAUGGGACCAACAUAUCGGCCUCUAAAGAGACAAAGCUUUGCAUUUGUGUGUGUCUGCGUAUGUAUGUAAGUGUGUGAGUUGUUCCACACAUCACUUGCUGUGAUAAACCUUUGAGAGUUAUAGAAAUGUAGUUCAGUUUAUACAGAGAGAAGCAUUUCACUGAAUAUUAAUCACAUGUAUUCAAGAACACAGUCUAACGCUACAGAUGCUUCGCUAUUAGAGAGGAAUUUAAUACAUAUUCGUCUCAUAUCUGUGCAGCUGCUGUGUAUGACCGCUCUUUGUGCUUCAAAAUAAAUAAAGUCUUUGUCUGACACAGG
Molecule: messenger RNA, 2864 nt
Organism: Cyprinus carpio (common carp)
Lineage: Eukaryota; Metazoa; Chordata; Actinopteri; Cypriniformes; Cyprinidae
Product: FXYD domain containing ion transport regulator 6
Biological process (GO): regulation of sodium ion transmembrane transporter activity
Cellular component (GO): membrane
Molecular function (GO): sodium channel regulator activity
Source: RefSeq, a predicted model, not a curated record